AUGGCGGACGACGAUACCACGGAGUUUGACAUGGUGGACGCCGCGGUGCAGGAUGAGACUGCCGUCAAAGAAGAACACAUGAUGUACGGCCAUGGCAAGUCUCACCACAUCGUACGAAGGAGAACUUUGACUGACUUACCGAAAGGCGGCAUGACCGAAGAAGAGCUAAGCGAAAAGUAUCCGACUCGACCACACAACCAUUCAAAGACUCUGCCAUUCAGCGAGCUGUAUCUGACCCUUUUCAACCCUCUGAAGGAGAACACGAAGAAGCCCACUGGACCGGCCGUUGCGAGAAAGAAAGUAGGCCCGCAUGGCAUGCGCAAGGCACCGAACGACAUCCGCAGAUCAAUCAUCGACCGCUUCAUCGCACGAUGGAGGAAGGAAGUGGGCAACGACAUUUAUCCUGCUUUUCGCCUCAUCGUGCCGGAGAAGGACCGCGAUCGAGCAAUGUACGGCAUCAAGGAGCUGACAAUUGCUAAGCUCCUUAUCAGUGUUAUGAAGAUUGACAAGAACAGCGAAGAUGCCCAGAAUUUGUUGCAUUGGAAGCUGCCUGGAGCAAAGGCUUCAAGCGUCAUGGCAGGUGACUUCGCCGGGAGAUGUUUUGAGGUGAUCAGCAAGCGUCCGAUGAGGACUACGCCAGGAGAGAUGACUAUUGCCGAAGUGAACGAGCUACUGGACCACUUAUCAGUGGCACAGAAAGAAGAAAAUCAACGUCCGAUCAUGGAGCAGUUCUAUACAAAGAUGAACGCAGAAGAGCUGACAUGGCUCAUCCGCAUGAUUCUGAGACAGAUGAAGGUUGGUGCAACUGAGAAGACAAUCUUCGACAACUGGCACCCGGACGCUGAGAACCUAUUCAACAUCUCCUCCAGCCUUCGGCGGGUCUGCUGGGAGCUGUACGAUCCUCAAGUGCGUCUGGAAGGAGAUAGCAAAGGGAUCAACCUGAUGCAGUGUUUCCAGCCUCAGCUGGCGGCGUUCCAAAUGCGAUCAAUGGAGCAAAUGGUUGCUCGUAUGAACGCCACCGAGGAGGAUCCGGUAUUCUAUGUCGAAGAGAAGCUGGACGGGGAGCGAAUGCAGCUACACAUGGUCGAAGACAACGACAAUUCUGGUGGCAAACGCUUCCGCUUCUGGUCGCGCAAGGCCAAGGACUACACCUACCUCUAUGGCAAUGGACUCGAAGACGACAACGCAGCGCUCACUCGUCAUCUGAAGGAAGCCUUCGCAGACGGUGUCAGAAACAUCAUUCUUGACGGUGAGAUGAUCACUUGGGACCCGAAAGAAGACACUAUUGUUGGCUUUGGAACGCUCAAGACAGCCGCCAUCUCCGAGCAGGAGAAUCCCUUUUCGACAGGCAACAGACCACUCUACCGCGUAUUCGACUGUCUGUAUUUGAAUGAUCGUGACCUCACGCGAUACACGUUACGCGACCGUCGCAAGGCACUACGGCAGGCUGUCAACAAUGUGCAUCGCCGUAUCGAGAUUCACGAGGUGAUAGAACGAAAAGAGGCGUCCGAGAUCGAUCCAUUGCUACGGGAAGUCGUCGCCACUCGGGGUGAAGGGCUUGUGCUGAAGAACCCGCGCUCGUCGUACAAGCUCAACAUGCGCAACGACGACUGGAUCAAAGUAAAGCCAGAGUACAUGACUGAGUUCGGCGAGGCAUUGGACUGUAUAGUAGUGGGCGGAUACUAUGGGUCUGGCAAGAGAGGAGGUAAGCUCAGCAGUUACAUGUGCGCGCUGCGUCUGGAUGAAGAGUGGCAUACAGCUGGCACUCACCCUCAGAAGUGCUACUCAUUCUUCAAGGUAGGUGGUGGAUUCAAGGCCGGCGACUACGCUCAGAUCCGGCAUCUUACAGAUGGUAAAUGGCACGAUUGGGAUCCGAAAAAGCCUCCAACUGAAGUCAUUGAGCUGGGUGGUGGUGACAGACAGUACGAGCGGCCGGACCAGUGGAUUUAUCCUGCGGAUUCGGUUGUACUCUCCGUCAAAGCCGCAAACGCGGGAGGAUCAGAUCAGUUCAGGGUUGGCGGCACUCUGCGGUUCCCGCGCUUCAAGAAGUUGAGGACAGACAAGGACUGGAAGUCGGCACUCAGUGUGCAGGAGUUCUUCGCCUUGCGAAAGCAAAUCGACGAGGAAAAGGAGGAGAAGCAGUUCAAGAUCGAUGACGAGAGACGCAAGCGCAACACGCGGAAGCGCAAGCGCAGUGUCAUCAUUCAAGGCCAGGAAGAGGACCUCAAAACUCCUUAUGCCGGACCAGCGACGAAAGUCUUCGAAGGUCUCAGCUUCUGCAUCAUGACAGAGGCACUCGCUCCCAUCAAGAAGUCAAAGAUUGAGCUGGAGCAGAUCGUCAAGGCGAACGGCGGCCUUGCCGUAGCAUCUGAGAAGGACGAAAACACCAUCAUCAUUGCCGAUAGGAACCUGGUCAAGGUCGCCUCGCUGAAGAAGAAGGAUCAGCAGAACCUGGUACGUCCGUCCUGGCUGCUCGACUGCGUGAAGCAGAGCGAGAUCGACAUCGGUAGGCCGAGCUACUUGUUGCCAUUCGAGCCUCAGCAUAUGUUCCAUACUGCGGCAGUAGACGAUAUCAGUGGGAAUAUUGAGGGCAACGUGGAUGAGUACGGGGACAGCUAUGCCAGAGACGUCACUCCUGAAGGUCUGCUUGAUCUGUUCAAAAAGAUGCCGGCAAAGUUCGAGGAUGACGUUGACGGCGCUGAAUUCCUUGAUCAGCUCAAUGAGCAUGGCCAUGGUGUCGAUGCCAUGCCUGGCUUCAUGUUCCAUGGCGUCAAGGCGUACAUCGACGACGUUCCUGCAGAGGUCGUCAGGCUAUUGUCGUUUGCUGGUGGAGAGGUUGCGGAGUCGAUCGAUGACCACGGCGUUACACAUGUCAUUGUCGUGCAGAACAGUCCUCGCCUGGACAAUAUUCAGAAGACUGUCAGUUCGAGGAAGAAGCUACCGAGGAUUGUGACGCCGUCUUGGGUGUCAGACAGCUGGGUAGAGAAGACGAGGCUGGAUGAAGAGCGCUACGCUCGUGGUUGA
Messenger RNA from Saxophila tyrrhenica, 3024 nucleotides. It is a transcript of the gene LIG4, whose product is annotated as DNA ligase (ATP). The record is from RefSeq and is a predicted model, not a curated record. Gene Ontology annotation, cellular component: DNA ligase IV complex. Bases 1 to 3024 code for a protein of 1007 amino acids. Gene Ontology annotation, molecular function: DNA ligase (ATP) activity; DNA binding; ATP binding. Gene Ontology annotation, biological process: nucleotide-excision repair, DNA gap filling; DNA biosynthetic process; double-strand break repair via nonhomologous end joining. Lineage: Eukaryota; Fungi; Ascomycota; Dothideomycetes; Mycosphaerellales; Extremaceae. The transcript has 2 exons.